Molecule: messenger RNA, 2019 nt
Organism: Rotaria sp. Silwood1
Lineage: Eukaryota; Metazoa; Rotifera; Eurotatoria; Philodinida; Philodinidae
Source: the annotation of a GenBank genome assembly
AUGGCCUCCAGAUCACCAAUUCUAAAUAAAGAAAACAACCAAUCUGUUGGUACAAACAAUAAUAAAAAUAAAGAAAGCACAACACUUAUUUGGUUUGAUCCAAAUAUCAGACCACGUGAAGACAUUGAACAAACAAAAGAACAACUUCGUCUUAUUAAUGAUUAUGUUAUUUUUUCUACUGAUCUUGAACAAUGUAUUAGAUUAAUGGAAUCAAUUGAUAAAGAAAAAAUCUUUUUAAUAACAUCAGGAGCAAAAGCAUCACAAAUUUUACCUCGAACUUCUUCUUUUCAUCAAAUUGAUUCGAUUUUUAUCUUUUCAACGAAAAAAGAACGAUAUGAAUAUUUAUUAAAUGAAUAUUCAAAUAUAAUUGGAAUUUACACUAAUCUUCAUGAUUUAUAUGAAUCAAUAAAAGAACAAAUUGAUCUUGUUAAUAAGCAAAUAGAAAAAUUUUGUCUUUUUGAUCAACAUCAAACAUUAGUUAAAGAUUUACCGAAAGAACCAGCAAAAUUUCUAUGGUUUCAAUUAUUUAAUUAUGUUUUUACUCGUCUUCCACAAAAUCAACAAGCAAAACAACAAAUAAUUCAAUUAUGUAAAGAAUAUUACCGUGGAAAUACAAAAGAAAUAGAACUCAUUAAUGAAUUUGAACAGUAUUAUCGACCAGAAGAUGCAAUUCGAUGGUAUUUAAAACAAUCAUUUGUUAAUAAAUUAAUUAGUAAAGCAUUAAGAACUGACGAUAUUGAUUUUUUAUAUCAAUUUCAAUUUUUCAUUCGUGAUCUUUCUCAAAAUCUUCAACUUCAACAUGCAAAAAUUUUAUCAUCAAGCGAAAAUAUUAUAAAUGUUUAUAGAGGAGUUCAACUUGACAAAGAAGAAUUCAAGAAAUUAAAAAAGAAUCAAGGGAAGCUUAUUUCCACUAAUGGAUAUUUUUUGGCUACUCGACGAAAAUCACGAGCACUUAGUUUUGCAAAGAAAUCAAGAAAAAUAAUUGAUAACAUUUCCGUUCUUUUUCAUAUUCAAUUCGAUAGUAAAUUAAUUGAUAAAAGUAUUAUUUUUGGUGAUAUUUCUCAAUUCAGUGAAUAUCCAAAUGAACAAGAAGUUUUAUUUGGUUUAAAUGCUUGUUUUCAAAUUGAAUCUAUUCAAGAACAAGAAUCAUUGAAAAUAAUUAAAAUGAAUCUUUCAAAUGAAGGAAAAAAAAUUAUGAAAGACUUUAUUGAAUUAAUGCAAAAAGAUACAGAUGAAUUACAUGUUUCGAUUGUUUUUGGAAGAUUAAUGUGCAAUUUAGGUCAAUAUAACAAAUCAAUUAAAUAUUUUCAACACUUAUUUAAUGAUUCGAAUGAGGAAGAUCAAGCUUGGAUUGAAUUUAAUAUUGGUCGAGCUUUUGAUCUUAAAGGUCAAUGGGACAAAGCUCGAAAAUAUUAUGAUCGUGCAUAUGAUCGAAUGAUGAAGAAAAAACCGGCAAGAAUCAAAGAUUCUGCUCAUGUUCUCAACAACAUUGGUGCUAUUCUUUCCGAUCAACGAAAAUACGAUGAAGCUCUCGACUAUUAUCAACGGGCACUAGAAAUUCAAGAGAAAUUUUAUCCAUCUGGUCAUGCCAAUAAUGCUACAAGUCUCAGUAACAUUGGUGUUAUUCUCUAUCAACAAAGAAAGUACGAUGAAGCACUCGACUGUUAUCAACGAGCGCUGAAAAUUCAAGAGAAGUUCUAUCCAUUUGGCCAUGCCGAUAUUGCUCAUAGUCUCAACAACAUUGGUGUUAUUUUAUAUGGACAAAGAAAGUACGAUGAAGCUCUUGAUUAUCAUCAACGAGCACUGAAAAUUCGGGAGAAAUUUUAUCCAUCUGGUCAUAUCGAUAUUGGCUCCAGUUUGAACAAUAUAGGCAUUUGUUAUGAAGCACAGGAGAAACGAAAAAUGGCACUUGACUAUUAUCAACAAGCAUUGACUAUUUAUGACAAGUUUCUUCCUGUUGACCAUGCAUUUCGACAGAAAACCGAAAAUAACAUUCGUCGACUUACUGAAAAGAAUUGA